Molecule: messenger RNA, 2478 nt
Organism: Impatiens glandulifera
Lineage: Eukaryota; Viridiplantae; Streptophyta; Magnoliopsida; Ericales; Balsaminaceae
Exons: 10
Coding region: 141-2477 (778 amino acids)
Biological process (GO): cellular response to UV-B
Cellular component (GO): Cul4-RING E3 ubiquitin ligase complex
Molecular function (GO): protein binding
Source: RefSeq, a predicted model, not a curated record
CUAUCUUUGCCUGUUAUCCCUGACUGACUGACGAUCUCCUCUUUCCUCUAUCCCUUUGUAGAUUAUGUAUCUUAAUUGUGUGUCUACGAUACGCACAGGUCUAACUUUAACUUGUACAUCUGUUGUAAUUCGGAACGAUCAUGGAAAAUCAUGUCGAAAGCUUAGAAACAAGGUAUGGAGAAUAUUGCAUGCGGCAUGGAGUGUCACCUAAUUGGGCAAUAUCAUCAGCAUUUAGUAAGGCUGAUGCUCAGAAAGUAGGCAACCAACGUGACAACUUUGUCAUCUUAUUGGACAACCUGACAGAAACUGAUAUCAUUCCACUCAUUGAUAUCUUCCUGGAGAUGGACGCUUGUGAAAUUCAGGAAGUUGAUAUAUUCCAGGAUUCCACCACAUGUAUUAGUCAUAAACUUGGGGUGAUUAAAGUCCAGGGCAUGUCAUUUGGGAAGGAAUUUCUAUGGGAUCUUUCUCAAAGAGGGUUGGCAUGCCAAGUUUUAAACAUAAGAUCUUCACGCUUGCAGAGACUUAGUAUGGUUGGGAGCUUCAUGCAGAUGCACACACUUAAACUGGAUUUCAGCAAUUCACUUGUUGUUUUGGGGGAGGAAUGUUUUACUUGUAUGCCAAAUUUGAAGUGUCUUUCAUUGUGUGAGACAAGAAUCACAAACCUCUGGACAACCGUUGCUGCAUUAUUGAAGCUCCCUUCUCUAGUGGAACUAUGUUUCCAGAAUUGCAUUUUUUGUGAUGAAAAUGGGUCAAGUAUUAUAGUACCAAUGGGUGAACAAAAUACUAGUUCAGGUCAACCUUCCAAUGAUAAUGAUCAGUUAAACAUAGAAGUAAGGGACAUUGUUAGUGAAGUUCAAUGUACAUCAGAAGAGGCAUGGAAUAAUACUGAAUUUGGUUUUCCAAAUAGCCAUCAAGAACCUACAGUUCUGGAAACCUCGUCUGGUGUAUAUUAUGGGUUGAAUAGGCUGAUUGAUCUGCAACAUCAGAUUUUUCUUGAAGCUUGGAAGAUGCAAAAUGAAGAGUUCUCAACUUAUUCCAGUUCUACACUCAUCUCAUCUGUUGGGACAAAGAACUAUAUUUCCAAUCAUCCUUCACCAAUAUGCUAUGAAAAGUAUUAUAGAGAAUAUAUGAUUGUUUCCUUAUCGAACUUGAAGGUUCUGGAUAAUUUGCCUAUCACAAAGAUUGAAAAGGAUAGAGCAUGUAGUAUAUUCUCUCAGCAUUUUGAGUAUCUCGCAUAUAGAAGAAAGAACAGAGAGAAUUUAACUAGUAUCUUGCAUAUGCGCGAACUAAGAGCAAAAUGUGCAAAAUUUGUUAACCAGAAACUAAAACCACAUUGCACUUUAGCCAAGUCUCAGUCUUUCUACACCAGGUCUCUGUCUGCUGCAAAAUUGGAUGCUUCUCCUUGGCCUCUAUUGCAUCCAAUAUCUGUUUUGAGCAGCACAGUGGGAAAUGAUAAUAGGAGCUUCCGUCCUAGGCAGUUUGAGUAUCAUCCUUCUGAUCCCAGCCUGAUGGCAUGUGGUACUCUGGAUGGGGAAGUAGUUAUCAUCAAUCAUGAGAAUGAGAAAAUUGUUUGUUACAUCCCCUCACUUGGAGCAAUGAAUAGUGUGCUCGGAAUAUCCUGGCUCAAAAAAUAUCCCUCCAAGCUAAUUGCUGGUUCGGACAAUGGUUCCCUGAAACUGUAUGAUAUCAAAGAUUUAAGAGAUGGAAAUAGCCAUUCUAUCAGCCAACCUGAGACCUUUGAUGAGUUUGAUCAACUCACAUCUGUGCAUGUCAACUCAACUGAUGAAUGGUUUCUUGCCAGUGGAUACUCACAAGAUGUUGCUUUGUAUGACAUCCAGACUAGAAGACGUUUGCAAAUUUUCUCUGACAUGCACAGACAACAUAUUAAUGUUGUUAAGUUUGCAAAUCAUUCUCCAUACCUCUUUGCCACUUCUUCAUUUGAUCAGGAUGUUAAGAUGUGGGAUCUUAGACAAAAACCAACUAAUCCUUGCUAUAGGGCAACAAGCUCUAAAGGAAAUGUGAUGGUUUGCUUCUCUCCAGAUGAUCAAUAUCUUCUUGUAUCAGCAGUCGAUAAUGAGGUUAAGCAAUUAUUGGCCGCUGAUGGGAGGCUUCAUCUAGAUUUUAAAAUAGCUCCAACUGGGAGUUCCCAAAAUUACACGCGUUCUUAUUACUUGAACGGAAAAGAUUACAUUGUUAGUGGAAGUUGUGAUGAAAAUGUAGUGCGAGUUUGUUGUGCACAAACAGGAAGACGGCUAAAGGAUGUAGCACUAGAGAGUAAAGGUGCAGGAGUUUCAAUGUUUGUACAAUCCUUGAGAGGCGAUCCUUUUAGAGAUUUCAAUAUGAGUGUGUUAGCAGCCUAUAUUCGUCCAAGCUCAAACUCUGAGAUAGUGAAGGUGAAUCUGCUCUCCUCUGCUGAAAAUGCUAAAGAAUACUCGGAUUGCGAGCAUAUUCGCCCUUUCUAUAGUAGGGGAGGUUGAU